AUGAUUUCCUCUGUUUGUAGUUUUAUAAGGUUAAUUUUACUCAUAGCUGCCGUCGCAAGUAGCAUUGCAGCAGCCGCUUCUAUCCCUCUCCCCGGAAGAAAGAUCUUUGAUGUUCGAAGCUAUGGCGCUCGCGGUGACGGCAAAACCGACAAUGCUAUGGCGUUUACAAAGGCGUGGAAAGAAGCGUGCGAAUGGAAAGGAUUCCCUAGAGUCUACGUACCAUUUGGAACCUUCUACCUCGGUGGCGUAAUCUUCACGGGACCAUGUAAAAGUCGGAUUAGUUUCAUCAUCAAAGGAACUUUGUUAGCACCUAAAGAAGCUAACGCCAUCAAAGAAGAGACGUGGAUCAUUUUCAGGUACGUUGACUAUCUCACAGUCUCAGGCGGCGGUAUUCUUGAUGGACAAGGAAGCUACUCUUGGCCACUCAACAAUUGCCGCCAAAACUCUAAUUGCCGGGCUCUACCUAUGAACAUGGGGUUCCAAUUCGUGAGAUUCUCAAGAAUCAGCCACAUCAGAUCGAUCAAUAGCAAAAUGGGUCACCUCAACUUCUUCGGAGUACAAAAUUUUAACAUCUCACGCAUGAGCAUUAGGUCCCCCGGAGAUAGCCCUAACACCGACGGAAUCAAGAUAGGUUUAUCAAGCAACAUGAAGAUCGACAAUGUUGACAUCGGAACUGGCGACGACUGCAUCGCGAUCUUGUCGGGGACCACCAAUUUGGAUAUCUCCAAUGUCAACUGUGGACCGGGACAUGGAAUCAGCGUUGGAAGUCUUGGAAGGUAUAAAGAUGAGAAGAGCGUUCAGGGAAUAACGGUUAGGGAUUCCAUCUUUAACGGUUCGACUAAUGGAGUACGGAUCAAGACAUGGGGUUCGACGAGUACACCGAACUUAGUUUCUAAUUUCCUUUACAAGAAUCUCCAGAUGAUUAAUGUCGGAAGCCCAAUCAACAUAGAUCAACAAUACUGUCCAACGUCAAACUGCAACUAUGAGUCUGCUUCACAUAUUCAGAUACAAGACGUGAGGUACAAUAACAUUUGGGGGACGUCUACGGACAAAGUGGCCGUAAAAUUACAAUGCAGCAAGAAUUUUCCUUGCAAAGGGGUUGAGCUCACCGACGUUAACUUAGUACACAGUGGACCCGACGGUCCAGCCACCGCUUUCUGUGAGAAUGUUGGCGGUAGGACACAUGGCAAGAUAGCUCCUCCCUCUUGCAUUCGUUGA
Camelina sativa (false flax) is the source of this 1218-nucleotide messenger RNA. NCBI's taxonomy places the organism in Eukaryota, Viridiplantae, Streptophyta, Magnoliopsida, Brassicales, Brassicaceae. The record is from RefSeq and is a predicted model, not a curated record.